This is a messenger RNA of Ceutorhynchus assimilis (cabbage seed weevil), 1470 nucleotides long. The record is from the annotation of a GenBank genome assembly. Lineage: Eukaryota; Metazoa; Arthropoda; Insecta; Coleoptera; Curculionidae.
UUUACAAAACAAGCCCGCCUUUUACGUUACAACACGAUACGAAAUACAAAAGUCUAUCUAUAGUCUACUGUUGGUUCUUCAUGGGACGCCAGCCAAUAUUCAGUUGUAACGACGACAGUCGCCGGUUCGGAUUUUAAAUAGCGAUAUGGGGUAUAUCACCCCAACAAAAGUUUGAGUCAUAACGUAGGGAGAGUGCGGACUGUUAAUAGUGGUAUUGUGUGCAACUUUGAAUUAUUUGUGGCAUCUGGAAACUAUAAUAAUGUUUUAGUUGUUAGGUUGUUAGUGACUUGGGUCUACCACGCUGCACCGCAAUGUUACGCGGGUACCAAUAAAUUCUUGGUAGUUUGGGUAGUUGACUAUCGUUGUGCACACGGUUUAUUUUAAAGAAAAUAUUAAUAACAUGUGCUGUAAUGGUGGUGAUAAAAUUAUUGCCAGUGUUUUCAGUGCGAUGACCGGUAAAAGUAAAAUUUGCGCGUUCCUAGAGUGACAAUAAAUAAUUGUGUUUGAGCAAAAGUUGAAAGAUUCAAGUGCCGUAACUGUUUGUGCGUAAAAAUGACGAAAAAGAAUAGCAGAGAAAAGUCACCGAUUCGAGCCGGAUUCGCUACAAUUAGCAGAAAAUUCAAGAAUAAAGAAAAGCUAAAAAGGGAAGUGCGUACUGUAACUCUUCACAAGGGCAACACCGGUCUUGGAUUCAAUAUCGUUGGCGGAGAAGAUGGAGAAGGCAUUUUCGUAUCAUUCAUUUUGGCAGGAGGUCCAGCGGAUUCCAAUGGAGAACUUAAGAGAGGAGAUCAAAUUCUUAGCGUUAAUGGAGUUAAUUUGAGGAGCGCGACUCAUGAAGACGCUGCUCAAGCACUAAAAGGCACUAGUCAAACAGUCACAAUGGUAGUUCAAUAUAGACCUGAAGAGUACAAUAAGUUUGAGGCCAAAAUAAAUGACCUCAAGCAACAAAUGGCUAACCCUGUCACGGGCGGCACUUUAUUAAGAACAUCACAGAAGAGAUCUUUGUAUGUUAGGGCUCUUUUUGAUUACGAUCCAAUGAAAGAUGACGGAUUGCCUUCCCGCGGUCUAGCUUUUCAAUACGGUGACAUUCUUCACGUGACCAAUGCCAGUGAUGACGAAUGGUGGCAAGCCAGACGAGUAUUAGUCACUGGAGAUGAGCAAGGUAUGGGUAUAGUACCUAGCAAAAGAAGAUGGGAGAGAAAGCAAAAAGCUAGGGACCGAUCUGUCAAAUUUCAGGGUCAAGGAGGACAUGCGGAUAAGCAAUCGACUUUGGAUAGGAAAAAGAAAAGCUACAGCUUUAGUCGCAAAUUUCCAUUUAUGAAAAGCAAAGAUGACAAAUCGGAAGAUGGAUCUGAUCAAGAACAAGCACCAUUAUCCGACAACCAAUCUAACGGUAAUGAAAAAACUUCCUCCAGUAAGUAUUUUGAUCCUCAAGUUCCAGAUAAUAUCGAUUUAAUAAUAGUGAUAUAG